Limulus polyphemus (Atlantic horseshoe crab) is the source of this 3151-nucleotide messenger RNA. RefSeq names its product 2,3-bisphosphoglycerate-independent phosphoglycerate mutase-like. Gene Ontology annotation, molecular function: manganese ion binding. Lineage: Eukaryota; Metazoa; Arthropoda; Merostomata; Xiphosura; Limulidae. Gene Ontology annotation, cellular component: cytoplasm. The record is from RefSeq and is a predicted model, not a curated record. The transcript has a single exon. The coding region runs from base 152 to 1681 and encodes 509 amino acids. Gene Ontology annotation, biological process: glucose catabolic process.
AACCGGCCGGCUUUUUGGUGCAUUCAAGGUGAUACAAGGGCAGUCGGAAAAGGAGUAGCAAGGUCUUGUUGUAACUUUCCUUACUACAAACGUUUUAAAGAAAUAUUGGUGAUUGGACGUUUUGGCUGUUAAUAUUAUACAUCAAAACAAUAUGAGUGUCUGUCUUAUUGUAAUUGAUGGAUGGGGUAUUUCUGAUCAUAAGGAAGGAAACGCAAUCCUCAAUGCGUCAACCCCAGUGAUGGACAAGCUUGCUGCAGCUUCUGAUCAAUACUGCACUUUGGAUGCUUCUGGUUUGUCAGUAGGCUUACCAGCUGGCUUGAUGGGUAAUAGUGAAGUUGGUCACAUGAACAUAGGAGCAGGUAGGGUCAUGUAUCAAGAUAUUGUAAGGAUCAAUAUGGAUGUGAACAAUAAAAAAAUUUCUGAAAAUAAGCAUGUAAUUGAAGCUUGUAAUUAUGCUAAAGCAAAUAAUGGAAGACUUCAUUUCCUGGGCUUGGUGAGCGAUGGUGGAGUUCACUCACAUAUUAAUCAUUUAUUUGCCUUGCUUGAAACUGCAAAGCUCAGUGGAGUUCCCAAUACGUAUAUUCAGUUUUUCUCUGAUGGUCGAGAUACAAGCCCAACUAGUGGAGUUGUUUAUGUUCAACAGGUUUUGGAUAAAAUUAAAGAACUGCAGUAUGGUUCAUUGGCCACGAUCAUGGGUCGCUACUAUGCUAUGGAUCGAGAUAAGCGGCAUGAACGUGUUAAGCUGGCUUAUGAAGGUAUGGUCCAAGGAAUAGGAGAAAAAACAACACCUGAAAAGGUCAUUGACUUGAUCAAGAAACGGUAUGAAUCAACAGAAGAUAAACAGACAGAUGAAUUUCUUAAGCCAAUCAUUCUUGAUGAGUCUGGAUUAAUCCAAGAUAAUGAUACAAUGAUUUUCAUUGAUUUCCGUGCUGACCGUAUGAGGCAGAUUACCGAAACUUUUGGUCUAGAGAGGCAUUUUGAAACUGCUAAGGUUCCUCAAAAUCUAAAUAUUUUUACAAUGACCCAAUAUAAGAAAGAAUUCCCAUUCCCCAAUCUUUAUCCACCAGAAAUACCUAAAAAUGUAUUGUCAGAAUGGAUUGCGAGUAAGCAGUUAACUCAGUUUCAUUGUGCCGAAACAGAGAAGUAUGCUCAUGUUACAUUCUUUUUCAAUGGAGGUCAGGAAAAGGCUUUUCCUCUUGAAGACAGAUUAAUGGUUCCAUCUCCAAAAGUUGCCACUUAUGAUCUACAACCUGAAAUGAGUUGCAAACAGGUUGCUCAAGAAAUGGUUAAGGCUAUAGAAUCUGGAAAAUAUCCCUUUGUCAUGUGUAACUUUGCACCUCCAGAUAUGGUUGGCCAUACUGGUGUUUAUGAGGCUGCAGUGAAGGCUGUAGAAGCAACAGACAAAGCUAUAGGUAUGAUUCAGCAAGCCUGUGAAAAACAUGGCUAUGUUAUGUUAGUCACUGCUGACCAUGGAAAUGCUGAAAUGAUGAUUAAUGAAAAAGGUGGUCCAGUUACUGCCCAUACAACCAACAGGGUUCCUUUCUGCAUGACAGGCUUCCGCAAAUUCAAGAAACUAGAGCACAAUGCUGCUCUUUGUGACGUUGCUACAACCAUUCUAGACCUAAUGGGGCUAGACAUUCCUCCUGAGAUGACAGGAAAAUCUCUCCUUGCUCCUCCCUAAAGUUUUAGUAGAAAUGAAACAAUAUGCGAGUAGAAAUAUUAAUUUAUUGUUGAGCUGUUGUUAGCUUUUGCAGUAUGUGUGUUGUAUUGGUAUCUAAUUAAUAUAUAUGUAAACUAAGGAAUAUUAAUAUAUUUAUCAUGUUGUCAUUGUUGGUGUAUGAUAUGGUAAUCAUAUGAAUAUUUUUUUUAUUAUUAUGAUAAAAAAUUUAAUUUGUUACAGGUAAUUUAUUAUUUAUUUCAAUCAGACAACCUACUUAGAGGGUAAGUUGAUAAAUCAACCUGACCAUCAUAAUAGGUAAAUAUACUUUUCUUGUGUUUGUAUAAUCUUUGUAAUGAAAGGACAAUAAUUAAAAUUAGUAAAACUUACUUAGAAAACACAGAAAUAUUAAAGGUUAUUCUGAAAUUGGUUUGAAAAUUUUAUGUGAGGUCAAAGAAAUUUAUUUUCUGUUAGUGAAUGAAUUGUGGGAUGGCUGUAGUGAAAAUAAUUAAAGUUUUGAAACCAAUGCACUAAAAUUUGUGUAUGAAGCUUUGCAUCUGUACCAAAAGUUUUAAAGUCUACUACUGUUAGUGUUACAAAAGUAUUGGAAGUUUCUUGAAAUUGUUUAUCAUAUACAUAGAUUAUCAUAUAUAUAAAUGUUAUUUAUAAAUCCAUUUUUCAUAUUCUUGUUAGUUUCAAGGCUCUUUUACUUAAAUAGUUAAUUUAUUGUUUUCUAUUUUUACACUUUUUGUAAUCCACAUUAACUGGAAUCUUCUAAUGAGCUCAAAGUGGCUUACAGAUUAUAUAUUUACUUAGCCUAGUUAUAAUAAACUAUGCUAUAUGCUUUAUCAUACACUGUUAAAGAAGUGUUCAUGUCUAGUCAAUUUGUGUAAUAUACACUCAAAACAGUGUUCUGAAGACAUUCAGCUGAAAGAAUUAUGAAUUUUCCUAAACAUUACUCUAAAUGGUUUUCAACUUUUUUGAAAAAGAAGCUGAGUAUUACUGAGAACAAAAUAGUUUUAAAUUCUUUGAUAUAGCAAUUUUUAUGAUUUUAUGAAAGAAAAGGUUUCAAAAUAGAUUUUUUCAAUUUUAGUUACAUUUAAUGCCAGUUCUUGAAAUUAAAAUUCAGUGGACAUUUACAGUUUUUCACAUACUUAUGAUUUUUAAGUAAACAAAUAGUACAUCAGUAAGAAUUGAGUAUAAAUCUUUAUGCUUUGAUAUUAUACACAUCACUAAUUUACUAGUGAAAAAUGAAAAGAAAAAUUGUUAGGAUUGUUUACUGUUUUAUCUUUCUCCAGUUUUACAAGUGGAAAAGUUUUUCUUUUGUGUUGAUUAAUUUUUUUUUUAAUUAUGAAUGUUUACAAUGUACACUAUCAGUUUGGCAAUUUUCUGAAGGAUGAGUUGAUAAACUCGUAGAAGCAUUGUUGUAUUUUGAUUUAUUUGGUUGAGCUUGCUUUGUUUAAUAAAGGAUAAUCUGCUUGAAGUGGAAUGUAA